Manis pentadactyla (Chinese pangolin) is the source of this 1275-nucleotide messenger RNA. RefSeq names its product Golgi-associated RAB2 interactor protein 4-like. The record is from RefSeq and is a predicted model, not a curated record. The coding region runs from base 1 to 1275 and encodes 424 amino acids. Gene Ontology annotation, cellular component: nucleus. NCBI's taxonomy places the organism in Eukaryota, Metazoa, Chordata, Mammalia, Pholidota, Manidae. The transcript has 2 exons.
AUGGGGCAACUGCAGCGACAACUGUGCCAGGGAGAAUUUGACAUGUUCAAGUCUGUCCUCAUGUUUGAGAGCGACUUUGUACAGAUCAGUAGACGGGGAAUGCUGUGCAAUGUGCAUGGCUGCGCCCAGAUCAUGACCGUGGGCAUAGCAAACACCAACCCCUUUGACCCAAUACCAAACAUCAUGCUGGUGGCACAGCUGGUCGGUGAUUGCGAAAAGCAUGUGGGGUGUGACCAGGGCACCGAGGGAGAAGGGGAUAAAGCUCCAAAGACCAUGGAGCUCACCAGGCUCCUCCCCUUGAAGCUGGUGAAGAUCUCCAUUCACAACCAUGAGAAACAGCAGCUGCGCGUGAAACUUAUUACUGGCCGCUCCUUCUACCUGCAGCUGUGGGCCCCUCCAGACAAGCAGGAAGAGCUCUUUGGCUACUGGGAAGAGCUAAUUUACCUCCUGAGGCCCCCGGUGGAAGCGUACAGCAGUACCCAUGCCGUUCCAGCCGGGGACCUGUUCAUGUCGGUGUUUGAGGAAAUGGAAAGGAGGAGUCCCGAGGCAGUAUAUUUCCAACUAAGGGAAGGUCAGGGGGAGGUCAGCACGGGGAGCAUCCUGGAGGCGACUGCAGCCCCCUCUGCAGCUUCUGCCGGGGGGAAGCGGGCCCAACAGGACUUCCACAAAGGCAUGGUAGUCACCAAGUCUGCCUCGGAACAGCUGAACACAGCCCUAGCAGGGGCAGCCACUGAGUGGCCUGGAGGACGCAAAACCAACGCGGCUAUUUCCGAUGCUGCCAACACGUGCCCUCCAGAGUGUACUGCCAGUGGGUCCGCUGUCCUCUCCCCGGAGGACAGUGUGAGGAUGGUGACUGCAGGAGCAGCACCGGCCAGCAAGAUCGGUGGAGGAGGAACUGGAGUGUCAGCUUCUCCGACUUCUGCUCCGACCCUGCAGAGGGAGCAGGCUGGGAGGCAGCUGCACCUGUCUCCGGCCUGCACUGAGGUCCCCAAGAAGUUCAGAAGGGAGCCCAGGGAGGAGAGCGCCCUCCAGAGCUCUCCGGCCGGCAUGGUAGCUGACAGCCACCAGAGGGCAGGUGGGGACAAGAUACCCCACCAACCAGGGGACAGCACCUCAGGCAGCCUGAGAGCCCCCGGAGAGGAGGAGGAAGGCUGCUGCAGCUCCGCAGACAGCAGGCAUGACACCACCUGCAAGGAGCAGGAUCGGCUCGCUGUGGCACAACAUCAAAGCCAGAGUGAGCAGCUGCACCAAGACAAAGAGAGGUGGACACCCUAG